This is a messenger RNA of Anoplopoma fimbria (sablefish), 7312 nucleotides long. It is a transcript of the gene cep290, whose product is annotated as centrosomal protein 290. The transcript has 51 exons. The coding region runs from base 1 to 7311 and encodes 2436 amino acids. The record is from RefSeq and is a predicted model, not a curated record. NCBI's taxonomy places the organism in Eukaryota, Metazoa, Chordata, Actinopteri, Perciformes, Anoplopomatidae. Gene Ontology annotation, biological process: camera-type eye development; kidney development.
AUGGCCGGCGUGCACGCGUCUCUGGACUGGGGCGCGGUCGCGGGGAUCGACCCUGCGAGCGUCCUGACGUUUGACAAGAAACCCCUGGAGGACGUCAUCGGCAUGCUCGUUUGGACAGAAGAAUGGGAGGUGGAGGAUAAAGCUCCAGAGAACAUUAUUCACGUCCUCAGAUUGUUUCAGACCCUGCUGAAGUUCAAAGACAGAGAAGCUAGUCUUAGCGAACAGUUUCUUGAAGAAGCUGGUGAAAACCAUGCUAAAACUGAACAGGAACUCCUCGCCAAGGUGUCGAGGCUGGAACAAGAGCUCAAGACGACUCAGCAGUCCGGCAAAGGGCCAGACACCCGUUUUCUGAGGGAUGAGAUUCGGCAGCUCGAGACCCAGCUGGAGCAGAGGGAGAAGGAGUUGACCCAGUUAAAGAAAGAAAUGGGCAAGGGAAAGAAAACCAACGAGGAGUUGGUUGUCCGAGCAGAGGAGGCUGAGGUUGAGGCCAAGAAGCUGAAAAGAGAGAAUGAGCAGCUCCAGCAGGAUGUGGACUUCUACCGCGGAGAGCUGGACCAGAAGGAGCCGCUCCAAUCCAGAGACGAGAACGCUGAGACCCAGAGGAAGCUCAACUCGGCCAACCGACAGCUCUACCAGUGCUUGGAGGACCUUCAGCGUGCCGAGGAUGAAAACGCACACCUGAAGACACAGAACGAGCAGAUGCAGAAAAGUCUGGAGGAGUCGGUGAGGGAGAUGGAGAAGAUGACAGACGAGUACAACAAGAUGAAGAUCGUUGUACAGCAGACGGACUCCAUCAUGGACCAGCUCAGGAAAGAGAGGGAUCACGCAAAGCUACAAGUCAGAGAGCUAACGGAUAAAUUUCACAACAUGACUGAAGAGGAUGACACUAUUAUGGCAGCGGUCAAUACCAAAGUGGAGGAGUGGAAGAGAGCGCUCUCUGGGAAGGACGAUGAAAUUCUGGUGUACCAGCAGAUGAUCCGCGACCAGAGGGAGAAGCUGCGUUCAGCCCAGUUGGACUUGGACAAAAGCAACAUCAUUGCCUUGCAGCAGGCCGUCCAAGAGAGAGACAAUCAAAUCAAGAUACUGAGUGAGCAGGUGGAGCAGUAUACGGGGGAAAUGGAGAAGCACACCCUGCUCAUCGAGGAGCUCAAGACGUCCACAAAGAAAGACAGAGGCCUUCCAUUGUCCGUACAGCAGAGAAAGAUGGAGGAGCUGAAGUCCAAGCUGGAAGCUGCAGAGACGAGAGCAGAGGAAGCAGCGCGGCUGGUAAAGCUUGCAGAAGCUCAUGCUGAAGAAAAAGACAAAGCCCUCAUUGAGGCCUCAAACCGCUUGAGCCAGUAUGAAUCCGGCACUUAUGGCCUGGAAGCAGCCAUUGCAGAGAUCAAAGAGUGUAAAAAUCAAAUUAAAGUGAGAGAUCUUGAGGCAGAGGCCUUGACCAAAGAUAUCAACCAGCUUGAGAUGAGAAUCAAUGACCUCAUGGACGAAAACGAGGAUUUCCGGGAAAAACUAGGUCUGGAACCAAAGCAGGAAGUGGAUCUCACACACUUCAGGCGAGCAAAAGAUGUCAGACAACGGCAGUACAAAGCAGAAAACCAAGUCCUCACCAAAGAGAUUGAACGACUUGAAGAAGAGAGACUGGAGCUGAAGAAACAAGUCAGACGCAUGGUGAAGGAAAGAGGGAUCCCACAGUCAAGCUUGCUGCUGGAGGAGGACGUCAGGCCCGGCCGGACUGUACAGCUGCCACUGAAGCAGAACAGCACUUACACCGAUGAAGAGCUCCGACGCAAAAACGAGUACCUAGAAAAAGAACUGAGCAAUAAGGAGAGAGAGCUGGACCUUCACAAGACCCAGUUCCACAUCAAAUUGGAAGAACUUUCAAAAGUGAAGAGAGACCUGGAGGGUGCUCUGAAAGAUGUCCUCCAAGCCAUGAGGAUAAAUCAAGACACAACUCCAUCUGCCAUCAAUAUACCCAGUCUGGAAAGGUUGGCUAAUGCUAUAGAUGCUAGCAGCAUGAGCGGGCAGCCUGAGUCAGCCCCGCACCUCAAGUCCCAAAUACAUCAGCUGGUGGGGAGAAACGAAGAACUACGGCAGGAGCUGAAAUUGUCUCGGGAGGAAGCAACCAUUAGUUUCAGUCAGCUUGCCAGAGCCAAAGAAAAGGUGAACCAACUGGAAGGUGAAUUGGAGCUGUUAAGGAGGACAGGCAACCGGGGAGUUGUGAUCCGACCUCUGACCCUCCCAGAGGGUCUGGGGCCCAGCAGCACUGAGGUCAUCAGUUCUCUGAAUGAGUAUGCCGUUCGUCUUCUUCAGGAGCUCAAAAACAAGGAGGAAAAAAGUAAGAAACUCUCAGCAACACUGGAGGAAUACAAGGAGAAGUUCUCUGUCAUUACCCACCAACAGGGACUCCUCUAUAAAGAAUACCUAAGUGAGAAGGCGGAGUGGCAAAAGGAGAAAGACACGUUUACAGAGUUGAAGAACAAACUGGAGGAGCAAAAGCAGGUGGACGCUGUAAAAAUCCAAGAAUUCAGCGAGCUGCUGGACACCCUUCAGAAGGACCCAGAGGAAGUCAGGAGAUCGUUGAGCGAAGCGUUGCGCAAACUGACGGUGCUGAAGGUCAAUGAGACGAAACUGUCACGGCGCUACAUCACCCUGCUGGAGCAAGAACAGCACCUCCGCAAGGAGAACGGCAAGCUGAGGGACGAGAGCAGCCACAUGCAGGCCUCUGUCACCCAGAGGAUCGGCUACCUGCAGAGAUACAAGGAAAUGGCUGCGUAUAAGAUAUCAGCGCUGCAGAAGGCCUUGGAUGACAGUGUGCCCUCAUCAGACCUGGAGAGGGCCAACAAACAGUACACGGAGCUAACAGUCAAAUACAGAGACAUGCUUCAGAGGGACAGCCGCCUGAUGCAGAGAACCACCAACCUCGAACAUCUGGAGAGUGAGAAUGAGUCUUUUCGGGAGCAAAUCUCAGCCAUGAAUAAAGAACUGGAGAUCACGAAGGAGAAACUGAAUACUUUAGAGCAAGCUUGGAACAACAUCAGUGCAAUUGGAGGUGAGAAUAACAUGGAUAAGGCGGAUAAGGCGUUGGCCAACAAAGAGAUGGUAUCUGCCGCCAGACGCAUCACCACUCUAGAGAUGAAGGAGCUGAAUGAGAGGCAGAGAGCUGAGCAUGCCAACAGAAUGUAUGAGCACACGAGGAACUCCCUCAGGCAGGUGGAAGAACGCAACAUGGAGCUGGAGUCCAAGUUUGCAGAGUUGACCAAGAUGAAUGUAGAGGCCCAGCGGGUGGAGCGAGAGCUGAGAGAUGAGCUGGCAGACAGCAUCAACAAAGCGGUGAGCGACGCCGACAGAUCCAGGAUCGCAGAGCUGGAGAAGGCCGAGGCUGACACCCGCGUUGAGGUUUCUAAGCUUCAAGAGGUGUCUGAUGUGGCCAUGAUGCAGGCGUCUGCUCUACAGGCCAGACAACAGUCCAAAGAGAAGGAGGUGGAAGCUUUGAGGAGACAAAUACUGGACUACCAGUCACAGUCAGAUGAGAAGGCGCUCAUUGCGAAGCUCCACCAGCACAUCGUGGCUCUGCAGCUCAGUGAGUCGGCUUCCUCGGCCAAGCUGGAGACGGCCACCUCUCACAUCCAGAAGCUGGAGGCCUACAAGCUGCGUGCUGAACAGCGGCUGGAUGCCAGCGAGCGCACUCUGUUCCUCGCCCGCCAGGAGGGCAGUAAUCGCUCCAAGCACCUACGGCAGACCAUCCAGUCGCUGCGUAGGCAAUUUGCCGGAGCUCUGCCGCUUCAACAACAGGAAAAGUUCUCUGUGGCCAUGGUGAGCCUCCAGGAGGACAGACAGAAAGCCCAGGAGGAGAAGAGGAAGGCUGAGGAGGAGAGAAGGAGGGCAGAGGGCAGGGCAGAAGAGCUGGAACUGAGACUUCGAGGCCUGCAGGAGCUCAUCUCCACACUGAAGGAUGUGAAAGGGGCCCAGAAGGUGACGGAGUGGCACAAGAAGAUGGAAGAAGCUCGUCUGCAGGAGCUGAGGAAAGGCAGGGAGCUGGUGGUCCAGAAGGAGGAGAUCAGGUACCUGAAGAACCUGGUGGAGGAGCAGGAGCGGACCGUCCGCUCGCUGGAAGAGGAUACCGUGCAGCAAAACACGCUUCAAGAAGAACGCCAGCUUGCAUAUGAUCAGCGAGAAGUGGAGCUGGAGCGCCAACUGGACCAGUACGAGAAGCACCAGAAUGAAGUUCUAAGCGGUUCGGAAAAGUAUGAGGAUGGUGCAGGAUCCCUACCAGACCCGAGUCUACCUCUCGCCCAUCAGUUAGAGUUUGCUUUGGGUAAAAUCAGAGAACAUGUCCGCACCAUCUUGGUCACACAGGCCACCUGCAAAAAUUUGGAUGAGAAGCUGAAAGAGAAAGAAGCAGCUAUGUGGAAGACAGAACAGAACAUUGUGUCCAGGGAUAAAGUGAUCAAUGAGCUGCGUCUGCGGCUCCCAGCUGCGGCCAGCAGAGAACGCCUGCUGGCUGACCUCGCUAAGCAUGAAGAGGGCCAGUCAGAUAAUCAACCCGCCAUCAAGCUGGCUCACCAGACCAUCAGAGACCUUCAGGGUCGACUUGACAAAAAAGAGGACGUGCUAAAGAAAUACCACAACCAGUUGGCUCAAGCCAGACAGGAUCAGGAGGAGAUGAUAAAGAGACACCAGGAGGAGCUGAGAUUGUUGCAUCAGAAGUUGGACUUGCAUGCGGACACCUCCCUGGACCGCUUCAAACAGACAGCCAUGGAAUUGAUGAAGAAGCCCACCAUCAGGGUGCCAACCACCAAGCAUCUGGAGCGUUUGGCUGAGUUGGAGCAGACGGUCGCUGAGCAGGACUUCUCGCUCUCCUCCAUCACAGAGAAACUGAAGCUGGCCACUGCCGAGCUGGAGCGACAGAGGACCGCCAUGGAAACAAUGGCUAAGAAACACGCUGACCAGAUGUCAAAGCUGGAGGAGUAUCAUGCAGCCCAGGUGAAAUCUCUGACUGGUGAGACCGAGGAUCAGACGAACCACUUGGUCCAGAUGGAGAAGGAGAUGAACUACCUCCAAACGGAGCUGGCAGCCCAGAAGGAGUCCAACAUCCGCUCCCCCAGCAACACCAUGAAAAACCUGGUGGAACGGCUGAAAGCACAGCUCACCCAGAAAGAGAAGCAGCUCAAGGCUCUCAGUAAGGCUCUGUUGGAGCUGCGGGCCGAGAUGACGUCCGCUGCCGAGCACCAAGUCAUAGCCAGCGCUGCACAGAAAGAGGAGAGCCUCAAUGUCCAGAUUUUAAUUGACAGACACACCAAAGAGCUAAAGGUGCGAGUGCAAGAACUUAAUGAGGAGCUCCAAGCUGCAAAGGACUUUUCCAAAGCCGCCAGAGGCCGGGAGAACAUCCUGAAAGAGGAAGUGGACGGCCUGAACCAGGACCUCCAGAGGAGUCUGAAAAACCAGAGACGCCUGCAGGCUGAAAAGGAGGAGAGAGAGCAGGAAACCCAGGAGCUCAAGCAGCAAGUCAAGAGGCUCAGCAGCGCCCUUCAGAAUCAACCAGAACCAGAUGGGAAGGGGUCAACCAUCGAGAAUCUGCAGAAGAAGAUCAGGCAUCUCGAGUCUGACUUGGAGAAAAGAGGAGAAAUGAGAAAUGUCAAGGAUGAUCCUGAAAAGACCAAGGGCGAAAUUGUGCGUUGGGAGGAGGGUAAGAAAUGGCAGGCCAAGAUGGAAAAGGUGAGGAAUACACUGAGGGAGAAGGAGCGAGAGAAUGAAUCCCUGUCCAAACAGCUCAGCACUCUUAAAGACCUCUACGCAAGACUGGAACAAGAGAAGAGUGCACUGCAGAGAAAGCUGAAGGGUCGAGGUGUGACUGCCGAUCAGGUGGUGGGAGUGCGAUCCACCGAAAUAGAGAAAGAGAUGGAAGAGCUGAAGAAGAAGAACUCGGACCUGGAGACACAGAUCCUCACCAUAAAACAGCACCAGGCUUUACCUCGGGAUGACGCCAUGGAGACUCUGACCCUGAGGAACCGCUACCUGGAAGAGAGACUCCACUCCGCAGAGAGCCAGAUACCCAAAGAGCCGCCGUCAAGACCCUCUACAUCGGGGCGAGGCACUGGCACUCCCUCACAGAGAGAUCAGGACCUCCAAAAAGAAAACCUCAAGCUGGCCUCUGAGAACCUGGAGCUGCGCUUUCAGCUGGAGCAGACCAACAAAGACUUACCAAGACUCAAGAAUCAGGUUGCAGACCUUAAGGAGAUGUGCAACGCGCUGAAAAAGGAAAAAGCAGAGGUGGAGAAGAAGCUGACACAUAUACGUGGAGCCGGUCACAGCGGUAAAACCGUACCUGAACUCGAGAAGACCAUCGGGUUGAUGAAGAAGGUGGUGGAGAGGGUGCAGAGGGAAAAUGAGACGCUAAAGAAAUCCAGCGCACCUGCACAUCAAGAGAAGGUCACUGCCUUGGAGCAGGAAAAUGAAAAACUAAAGAGUGACUGUGAGAAACUGAAGAGUCGAAGUGAAGCUGAGCUGAAUUCCAAACUUGAAUCUAAAACCAAAGGACUGGAGAAAAUAGUAAUGGAGAACGAACGUCUACGCAAGGAGAUCAAAAGGGAAAUGGAAGCUGCACAAAGGCUGAGAGAGACCAAGGUGAGUCUGGAAGUGACGAACGAGAAGCUUGAGGCAGAGCUGGAAGAAACCAAGCAAAGACUGCAGGCAGCUCUAUCCAAACCCAUCACCGAAGGACUGAACAGUAAGACCUGGAAGGCAUCUGUGAUUACAAGAAUGUUUGAGAACAAGAUGAAGGAGCUGGAGAAGGAGCUCUCCGAGAAGACCUCCAGUCUGUCUGAACUCAAACAACAGCUGAAGAAGAUGAAAGAGUGCGAGGAGAGAGCUCAGAUAAGCAUCCGACAACUUGAAGACCAGGUUGACAUGUUGAAGAGUUUUCCUGUCACUGCAAAGACGGGAGGAGGACUCACCAAGGAGUUCCAGACAAUGAGGUCGGUCAACACUGAUCUGGAGAAGGAGAACACAGAACUGAAACAAAGGCUGAACCAGUACAGUGAGCGAUACGGGGAAUCAUCUUCCAAACUAGACCACGUGAAGCUCAAACGCAUUCUGCUGGCAGCCGAAGCGGAGAAAACAAAACUUCAGACGGAGGUUAAAAAGCUGAAGAAGGAACUGGAGAACUUUGACCCCACGUUUUUUGAAGAGAUUGAAGACUUAAAAUACAAUUACAAUGUAGAGGUCAAGAAGAACAUUCUGCUGGAGGAGCAGCUGAAGAAGGUCUGUGAUCAGUUCGGAGUAAAACCUGAACUGCCCAACGUGUCCGUCAGUUAAC